CUCGAUCAGAGUCGAACUGACUUGUGCCGGUAGUCAAUGCAAUCUUGUUCCGGACUCAAUGAACAAUCUCCCGGGUCACUUCGCCGACUUUGUCAGAGUUGGAACUCCCCCGCGCCGCUACGUAUAUUACGCUAUCGGCGCGUUCGUGAUCCAGGAUCCGUCUACCGAGUUGCCACACAUUGGGGGAGCGGUGAUUGACUCUACAGAAGCUGGCGAGGGCGAGGUGCUACGGAGCGAGGUGGCCGCUGCCGUUGGGCUCCUCCGACACCAGUUCCGUCGAGGCGACUUUUGCCAGAACCACACUCUGCCUGCCAUCGUCUUCUCCUUCCAACACGACAGGUUUGGGCGAGUGACCCAGUUCCACUUCGAUGGCAGGUCACUUAUCCUGCGGCAGUCCCGGCUGCUCGACUUCCGCAGCGACGAACCGACCACGGAUGCGUACCACAUGAUCCGGUGGUUGGCCAACCGGCCAAUUGGUGAGACAAGGUUCCGUCAGGUGGCGGCGGACGAAACGGAGGAAAAUGAGGUGCAGGACGUUGACAAGGCCGAUGGCAAACUGCCUAUUCCAGUCCGCGGGCCGUGACUGACGCAUCAGUGGCAUUCC
Messenger RNA from Thermothielavioides terrestris NRRL 8126, 604 nucleotides. RefSeq lists its product as uncharacterized. The record is from RefSeq and is a predicted model, not a curated record. The transcript is spliced from 2 exons. Bases 59 to 583 code for a protein of 174 amino acids. Lineage: Eukaryota; Fungi; Ascomycota; Sordariomycetes; Sordariales; Chaetomiaceae.